GCUGGCUGGUCGAGGCCACAGAUGUGCAUUUGAGAUACAGCGUGAUAUCUGGAGAGCUGCUCUUAUGAAUUUGGAUUGUACCCUUUCCAGAGAGGUGAAACACGAGCCUGCGGGAUGAGGUACAAACAGAAUCCCAUAAAGAAGCUGAGCCUGAAAGAGCUUCAGUGAGGUUUUCCCAUUUUGUGAACAAUUUUGUAUAAAAGAACAUUUUUGAAGCAGUUCUAUAUGUCUACUCUCCAUGAUGACUUAUAUGAGAAUGCUACGGCGCUUCAUAAUGAAACAGUUUUCCCAGAAGAAACUUUGGAAGUUUACAUUCGUUAUUUUUGUCUUCUUAAUAAUUUUGGUUUUGUUACAACGAGAAGUAGGUGUCCAAGAAUUUAAUGAGGAACCUGGAGUGCCAUCUCAUGAUGAAAAGAAAACUGUAUUAGAUCUAGUGUUAAAUGCUGUGAACAACAUUAAAGCUGCAAAACCAAAAAUGCAAAUUAAAGCACCUCUUAGGCAGACUCAUAAUGCUGAACAGAAGCAUUGUUUACCAGGAUAUUACACAGCUGCUGAAUUGACUCCUUACCUUGACCGUCCCCCUCAGGACCCUAAUACUCCAGGGGCUUCUGGUAAAGCAUUCAAAAUCAUCAAUUUAAGCCCAGAUGAACGGAAAGAGAAAGAGCAUGGUGAAGAAAAGCAUUGUUUUAAUGCAUUUGCCAGUGAUAGGAUUUCUUUACAUCGAGAUCUAGGACCAGACACACGACCUCCUGAAUGUAUUGAACAGAAAUUUAAGCGCUGUCCUCCACUGCCUACUACAAGUGUUAUCAUAGUGUUUCACAAUGAAGCAUGGUCAACUCUUCUGAGAACAGUUUAUAGUGUGAUGUAUACUUCCCCUGCAAUAUUACUGAAGGAAAUACUUUUGGUAGAUGAUGCCAGUGUGGACGACUACUUGCAGGAUAAACUAGAUGAGUAUGUGAAACAAUUCCAAAUAGUUAAAGUUGUCCGACAAAAGGAAAGAAAGGGGCUUAUCACUGCUCGGUUGUUAGGUGCUUCAGUAGCUACCGGAGAAACCCUGACUUUUUUGGAUGCACACUGUGAGUGUUUUUAUGGAUGGCUAGAACCUUUACUAGCCAGAAUAGCUGAAAAUGAUACUUGUGUUGUAAGCCCUGAUAUUUCUUCUAUUGACCUCAAUACUUUUGAGUUUAAUAAACCUUCUCCUUAUGGUCAAAACCACAACAGAGGAAAUUUUGACUGGAGUUUAUCCUUUGGCUGGGAAUCUCUUCCUGAACAUGAAAACAAAAGAAGGAAAGAUGAAACCUAUCCUAUUAAAUAUCAAAAGCCCCCAUUUUUAACCCCAGGAAAACUCUUUUCUGUUUCUGAUUUUGAAAUGUAUUACAGUAUAAGUUCAGACAGCAGUCAAGUCAUUUUCAUAAAUGUGUGGCAGUGUGGGGGGCAGUUGGAAAUUAUACCUUGCUCAGUUGUGGGUCACGUGUUUCGCAGCAAGAGCCCCCAUACUUUCCCAAAAGGGACUCAAGUGAUUACCCGGAAUCAAGUUCGCCUUGCAGAAGUAUGGAUGGAUGAAUAUAAAUAUAUAUUUUAUCGGAGAAACACAGAAGCAACAAAAAUUGUUAAACAAAAAUCAUUUGGCAAUCUCUCAAAAAGACAUGAGUUAAAACAGCAAUUACAGUGUAAAAAUUUUACCUGGUACCUAAGCAAUGUUUUCCCUGAAGCAUAUGUACCAGAUUUGAAUCCUACGUUACAUGGAUUUCUAAAGAACAUUGGAAGAAGAGAUUGUUUGGAUGUUGGAGAAAAUAAUUUAGGCGGAAAGCCGCUGAUUAUGUACAGUUGUCAUGGACUUGGAGGAAACCAGUAUUUUGAGUACACUGCACACCAUGAAAUUAGACACAAUAUUCAGAAGGAGCUAUGCCUACAUAGUUCUCCAGGAGUAGUACAACUUCAUGAGUGCGGUUUCAAAGGGAAGAACAGCAGGACCCCCGAAGAAGAGAAAUGGGAGCUUCGAAAGGACCAGUUGUUGUACAAUGCAGCAUUCAAUAUGUGCCUUACGGGAAACAGAGAACAUCCAAGUAUGGUAUCAUGUAAUCCCUCAGACUUAUUUCAGAAAUGGAUUUUUGCCCAUAACAACUAGGUGCUCCUAGUGCUAAUGAAACCAACAAAUUAGAAUUACAGUAGUUCUUCCAAGACUUAACCAAUUUAACGUAUGUUGAAUCAACUGAAUUAUAAAAUGUUUCUAAGGGUUUUUUUCCCCACUGGCAUAAAUCUGAAGAACAUGUUAGUUUCUUAACUGUUAAAUAUGUUUACAGAAUACUGGAAAUUGCAUUUUCAGUAUACAUUUUAAUGAAAUGUCUGUCUUCAAGAUGUAAUUUCUUAUGUUUUGACGAUCAAUGUGUCUGUCAUAUAUUUUUACAUGGCAAAAGCCACACCGAUCCUUUUUGUUAGUAACUAAACAUAAUUGUCAAUGAAGGUUAAAAUAUUUUUAUGUAGUAGUUAGUAAAGAGUGCCUGAUAGAAGUUGUUUAUAAUUUUAAACUGUGAUUAUUUCCUUUUACUUUUCCUGUUCACUGCUUUAACUAUUUAGCAUGUCUAUAAUCUACAAUCCAUGAUAUACUGUAUUUGUUUAAAACAUCACUUCUGAAAGGAUUAAGUUAUUUUUCGAGUGUGAGAAUGAAACAAGUUCUGAACUUCUCUGUUGCCAUUUCACUGUGUCUUUGUUCACUAUGUUUGUAAGGGUUAAUUUCAUCUCUUUAAGAUUCUCAAACCGAUUAUAAAAGGCUUGCAUUGCUGAAAAAAAGUGUCUGACAUAUCUUUUGAAAUUAUACACUACCAGUUUGAUAAUUAUAUUGAAAUAUAUUCUUUUUGUAUUAUGUACAAAUUAGGUUUCUGUAUUUGUAGUUUCUAUUCCUACCUCUUUAAUUCUCUUGUCAUAUACUGAAUCAAAUACUAACUUUAUAUGAUAAAGGGCUAAUAUAAGUCAAAUAGUUUCUUUCAUCAGAAGAAUGGAGCACUUUUUAUCUUAUUUUAUCUUAUUUGAGCCGCACAAUAUACAGUUAUUUCAACAUGCAGGAAAUUGUAGCUAAAUUAUAGCUAACAUAUACAGCUGCUCAAUUGUUCUGCUAUGUUGUUAGAGGCAAAUUGCUGAGAAAAGGUAUCAUUCAAAUGAGUUAUACCAAAAUUAAAAAAACACUUGUUUGUGAAUAUCAAAAGUGUACUGAAAAAAGGAUAAACUUUAAGUUUGCCCCUAUCCCAAUUAUAAAAGUGGGAAUGUUCCUUAAGAAAUGUUUUUCCCAAGAAAUGCAGCUUUGUCUGCCAUUCUUAUUGUCCUAAUAGUUGUUUAGGAUGAGUCACAGAUGCUCACUAUGGACAUAAAAUUACCUGUAAUCAGAUUCAUAGUUGGUCAUUGCCAGCCUUGUGUUUGUGUGCAAGCAAAUAAUGUGUUUAUAUCUCAGCCAAAACACUGUUAUAUUUGCAGUUUAAUUUUUUUAAAAAAAGUAACUAUAUUUUUAAAUAGAUAGAUACGUGUAUAUUUCAACAAAAAGUGGCUAUUACAACUCUACAAGUACAGUAAAGAAAUUUACUGUUGAGAUGUAGUUUGCAGAAAUAAAUUUUACAGUUUGCCAGAUGUGUAAAUGAGAGGACUAUUUUUAUUUAAAAGUGUGUUUUAUGGUUUUCUAUUUAUAUACUGUAACUUUCCUUCUUCUUUGUUGCAGUGUUUAAGUCAGAAAGUUAACUACUACUUUCUCUUCUUCCACAUUUGAAAUUCUAGAUUUUUUUCAACCAAAACCAUAAACUGAGGCUAUCCUUAGCCUUCAUAGUAUUUCAUUGUGGCGUUUUUAAUCACAAGAACCAGCAUAGGCUUAUUCUUUCGCUCCUGCCUUCUGAGUGGUCUUGUAUCUGUCUAAAAGUGAAUUUAGUUCCAGGUUAGGGUGUUAAUUCUUUUUUUUUGUUUUUUGUUUUGUAUUCCUAACAAUUUUCACUUCUGUGUAAUAUAUUGUGCUUCUGUAGUUCUGUUUUA
Molecule: messenger RNA, 4011 nt
Organism: Protobothrops mucrosquamatus (brown spotted pit viper)
Lineage: Eukaryota; Metazoa; Chordata; Lepidosauria; Squamata; Viperidae
Gene: GALNT3
Product: polypeptide N-acetylgalactosaminyltransferase 3
Exons: 12
Coding region: 239-2128 (629 amino acids)
Cellular component (GO): Golgi apparatus
Source: RefSeq, a predicted model, not a curated record